Molecule: messenger RNA, 583 nt
Organism: Arachis duranensis
Lineage: Eukaryota; Viridiplantae; Streptophyta; Magnoliopsida; Fabales; Fabaceae
Exons: 2
Coding region: 132-392 (86 amino acids)
Source: RefSeq, a predicted model, not a curated record
UUUCUAGGCAAAUACAUAUCCCAUCUUUUUUCAAAAUCUUUAAAGGCUCUCAAAACCGCAAUGCUUCAUAGCUCUUGAACCUCAUCAUCAGGUUUUGUUUGAAGCUCACCAACAAGAACAAAUUGAAGUAUAUGAUUAUGAUUAUGGGUAUGAACAAUAAGAAACCAGUGAUCUUGGUCUUACUGCUACUCUUGAUUGUUUCAAAUGGAGAGAGAUCUUCAUCAGUUGUAGAAGGAAGGGCACUCUCCUUAGUAUCCCAUCAAGAGUACUCUAAGAUUUUUUCUACACUUGGAGUUGUUUGCAAGUGUUGUGAUGGAAUUGAUGGUGCCUGCUCAAAUACUUGGACAAAUUCUUGCACUAAUUUGCAGUGUUUACCUUGGAAAUCUCACUAGUUCAUAAUCUUUUUUCAUUGAUUUCUUGUGUAUAUAAUUAUAGAUAUCAAGUUUAGGAAUAUUAGGUAAAGAAAUGAAAACAAUCUCUCAGUUUUGUAGUUUCUGUGUGACUUCGGUGGAAAUAUGUAUGUGUAUGUAUCUUUGGGACCUUAUCAAUUCAGGGUAGUUACAGUCUUACAGAUUGGAUUUCA